AUGAACGAAGCUCAAGCAGCCCGCGUGGGAUACUUGCAGCGCUCGGCGCGUGUGAUCUUCCUCUCUGCGCCAUCUACGUCGCGACAACUGUUACGCGAAAGUGUGGAACUUGGUCACCGAAGGCCAUCGCAUGGCGGUCGUGGGGCAGAGGAUACAUGCAUGACCUGUGGCAACCUGAUGCUUCCAGAGUGGACGGUAUCUACAAAGAUCACAGACAGGAAGGCUCAUGCCCCAAAGAAAAAGUCUCGGCAAAAGGUACGAUCUCGACGAUGUUCAUUGUGCUCCCGUGUCAUCAAAGACAUCGCCACUAUGGACUCAAGUCACGCGAGAGAGGCCCAGCAGCUCGUUACCGUCCCUACGAAGCACGGGGAGGAAGUGGUGGCUACUGCACCAGCCGAUCCAGUCCUGGCAAAGCCCGUCAAGUUAAGCAGUAAGAAGCGGGCAAGAGCACGAAAAGACCGAGAAGGAUUGCAGGCACUCCUGAACAAGAGCAUGCAGGCCAAAAGCACCCUCAGUCUGGACUUGAUGGAUUUGAUGAAAAAAUAA
Molecule: messenger RNA, 546 nt
Organism: Fonsecaea erecta
Lineage: Eukaryota; Fungi; Ascomycota; Eurotiomycetes; Chaetothyriales; Herpotrichiellaceae
Exons: 1
Coding region: 1-546 (181 amino acids)
Biological process (GO): RNA processing
Source: RefSeq, a predicted model, not a curated record